AUGAGCAGGAGAUCGCGGCCUAAGAGGAUAAAACCUGACGCUGAUACUAAUGGAAUAGAAAUAAAACUAGAUGAAAUGGAACACGCUAGCAUGGGUAAUGCGGUGGAAUUUCAAACUUCGUCAGAGUCAAGACCUAAAGUGAAAGCAAAGAGAAGAUAUACCAAAAGUGGGAGGUUUUCUGCUACUGCUCCAGGUGCGCGUGGCAAUGCUCAGAAUGCGGAGGGAGAAGCACAAGCGGAAAAUCAAGUUGCUCUCACAUCUGCUCAGGCUCAGACAAAUUAUGAUGAGUUUGUUAGGUCGUUUUCGGCACCGUCGUAUCUCUAUCGCUAUCUCGCAAAAUACCACAAAUAUUCCCCCAUCUAUCUCGUCAGAAAUUUGGGCUAUAUGCACAAAUCAGAUCGACAGAGAAUUCCUAGGGAAAGGAGAUCAUUAGAGGCAGUCGUGGACGGUCUUAGAUCAUCGAUUACUCCUAGGUCAAAAAGAAGUUCGCGAUCGAGCGUGAGCCAUUCUACAGUGGACUUGAACUGGCCAAAUGAGAUCGAAAUAGACUUUGAUCUCUUUAAAGAUAGUGAACUUGAAUCCGAGUGGGUUACGGUUGAGGCAAACGUCGAUGUUCUGGCCCGAUUUUCUUGGAAAUGGCGCCGCAAGUUCCGUCCAAUGGACUCGCUUGUGCUUGUCUCCCGUGGCACUCCCUGUUCCUGCAAUGGAAACCCACUUGUAGACUCGACAAUGAGCAACACGGUUCGAUUUCGUCUGGCGGACAUUAUCCGAGUGGCGGCUCGCAUUACCGAACCAGUGAGUGACGAAAUGCUCAUCGAUGAAAUCUGUCCACGCAUCAGCUCCGCUCAAAUCGAGCUCCAGGUCAACGUGUUUGAACGCCGCCGUGCCAAGUAUGUCAAUGAGAAUGAGGCCACCGGAACACUUGCUCAAACAUCCUACUCCGUCACGUACUCCUCGGCAACUAUUCCGCUCUUUUUCUCUCCUACCUCAAUCAAUGCUCUGGCCUCAUCUUUCCUUCUUACACCGGGGAAGUACGAAUUUCGUUUGGGUAUCCAAGCAUCGGGGAUUAGUUUCCCACCAGAUCUACCUGAUCCUCCCGUUGAACUGCCCUCUCGAACCGUAAUGGUACUGGAGGGUGGUAGACCCACCUCUCCUAAUGGUGACCAUCGGCUGGCAUUUGUGCCUAAUUCAUCGACUAUCGCUUCUCGGUUGAAGAACCACGCUUGCACUUCAAGGGAGCAAUACGCAGAGUGGCCUCACUUGAUUUUUCGUGUUGGUUGGGGUUCAAUCAUACCCUCGCCCUUUGGUACUGCAAUCACACCUCAAACAAAAGCUCCGCGUGGAUCUCAGAAGCGACGGCAUUCUCAGUCGGAGCAGACUACGACGAGGUCUCAAGGUGACGAGAGAAAUGGCACUGAAGUCUCAAAUAUUAAUGGAGUGGACUCCUCCAAGGCGGAAGACAUUGAGAUCAUCUACGAAUUCUUCUUCUGCGCCGAUGACAAACAGGCAAUGCAACUUGGAAGGAGUUGUGGUUUCACUUGUCCUUGGUGCUACUUGGAUUGUAGUCGAGGAGAUCACCCAAGCUGUCUUCUUGCUCAUUUGCGCUCUUGCCACCCACGAUUUCGUUUCCGUGCAAUUCAGUCACCCAAGAAGCUUCUUCUUCAAAUAUACCUUGAGGAGGCGUAUGACGGUUCCAAUGAAUCCAUCCCACAUCCAAUCCCUCGUUCCUAUCGUCCAAAGGCUAAUUCUCCCACAGAAAAUGGUGUUGAUAUUUCACUGCCUGUUACGUCUGCUUCGAGAAACCCGUACCACUUUCCACUUGUCGGUGGUUGGACAGGAUACAGUGGCGAUCCUGAGAAUAAUCUCCGAUUUGCUCGUAAACUCGCCACUUCCAGGUUUCUCCAUAGUCGCCGAUCUCCCCUUAAAAGGACUCCGUUUACUCAUCUUAUCUACUGGCGAGCCAUAGAGAACAUCUCAUCUCUCACGAAAAAGAACAAGAUGCUUUCAAUGGCCCUGGCAAAGGAAACAAUAUCAGCACUAAAAGAGGACGCGACCAAGAUGGUCAAGCACCGACGCAAAUUCUACCACUCCUCGACUCUUCAACAGAUCACUGCUGGAGAUACUUAUGACUCGGAGGCAGAGGAGUCGGCCAAGUGGCUACGCGAUCAAUACCAACGAAGAGUGCAAGAGAUAACAGACGUGAACAAGGGUGAGAAGGAGUUGAUGCAGAUUUGGAAUGCUUACAUUCUUUCUGUGAGACCGAGGGACAUUGUAGUGGCGGACUGCAAUAUCGAUCAACUCCUAAUGGGAUUUGUUAAGAGCUAUGGAGUUCGUAUGAAUAUUCAAAAUCUGAGAAAUUCUUUCAUUCUUCACCUGACGAAUCUUUACGACUAUGGCAUCCUCUCCCCAACCUCUAUGCAUCGAUUUAUUCUGGCGUUUGACGCUGCGAAACCUGCUUAUACCACGUGA
Molecule: messenger RNA, 2469 nt
Organism: Rodentolepis nana
Lineage: Eukaryota; Metazoa; Platyhelminthes; Cestoda; Cyclophyllidea; Hymenolepididae
Source: the annotation of a GenBank genome assembly